UUAUAGCGCACGCCCAAGCGUCCGACUCCAUUCCCCAAUCCUAGACUCCAAAUGGUAAGGUCCAAACCCUUCCCAAGAAGAUCAAAGGAGCUUCACGCAAAGGAACAUCUUCUCCUGAGAAAAUGCCCACGACGCAGAAAACGCUGAUGUUCUUGGGCAGCUUUGUCACCAGCCUGGGGGCGGUUGUGGUGAUCUGCUCAAUCCUGGCCACCCAGGCAUGGAUCACCAGCACCAUUGCCUUCUCCGACUCCAUCUCCAACGGGAGCCUGACCGUCACCUACGGGCUCUUUCGUGGCAAGAGUGUUCAAGAACUGGAUCAUGGGCUUAAAGAACUAGACAAAAACUUUGACGUUUUAGGGGUACUGAGCGACUCUUCACCCAAAACCCUGCACUCGGUGACCAUCUUGUUCCUCAUCCUCAGUCUGGCGACAUCACUGCUCAGCUCGCUGUUCACCCUCUACAACAGCGUCAGCAACCCCUACCAGACGUUCCUGGGCCCCGUGGGGGUGUACACCUGGAACGGCCUCAGUGCAUCCUUCGUUUUCCUGACCAUGAUCCUGUUUGUGGGGAACACAGACGCCAAUCAUCUUUCUGAGGAAUUGUCCCAGCGGCUUUAUCCAGCCAUGAUACUUGGUGGGACCGCCCACACAUAUGGAUAUUCAUUUUGGCUCAUAUUCCUUGUCAUGCUUCUAAAUAUAGUCACCGUGGUCAUCAUUGUAUUUUACCAGAAGGCUCGAUACAAGCAGAAGCAAGAGCAGAGGAAGCCAAUGGAAUAUGCUCCCAGGGAUGGCAUUUUAUUCUAAUCCUACCUCCUGCCACUCUGCCGAGGAUCUGUUCUGCUCCAGGAGCAGACGCCAGUUCACAUCUUUGGACAAUCAGUGUGGGAAAAUGACUGUCAUUUGUAAUAGUUGGGUUUUGUUCUUUAAUGUUGUGGUAUGUGCUCUUCCUAGAUGUUCUUUGUACCUGUCUUCACAGAUGACCCCUUGGAGAGGGAAUCCCACGGGGGGGGGGGGAGGUGAAUGGGAAGGUCGCCAGGCUAGGCAGUGUUCCAAGAGGGACUCAUUAGGGGCCCGUGGACCAUUCUGAACUCUCCCUAGCUAAAAUAAAAAGGGGUUGUGUUCUUCCCCCUUCCUUUGACUAGCUCCAAGUGCUCCUCCCUGUGAUCCUAUUGUCCUCCGGAGUGACCAGCCAUCUUUAUUCUACUCAGUGAACAGGCCGCUGGGAACAGAGGGAUUCAGAACUUGUCUUCACAGGCCGGCGAUUGGAGCAAAACGUAACAACACAGGAGGAACUCACCUGCCUCUCUGGGUUCUCAGUCACUGUCGUGUAACUCAAAACCGGUAGCAGCUCAAAGAGUUGAGAGGUGGCCCUCAAAUCUAUUUUUAUGGUCCCAAGUGUGUCUUUUGGAAGGAAGAGGUUAGAAGUGAGAGGACUGGGGAACAAUACAAAUUACAGCUCCAUGGGCUCUCUAUUAAAGAGCACGCUACUACACUUUUGGUUUAAGUGGAUUCCGAUGAAUUCAGUCAAAAUGGAAAUAGAACAUUUCAGCACAGUGUAGCAAACACCCACCCACCAGCCCUCAGCUUAGUUACUGCAGUGUAGCUGAAAGGGCAGUAGCCGGGAGGGAGCAUGGAACCUGUCAGCAGAUUCCAGCCUGGCCGGAGGCCAAGGAAGAAAUGGCUCUGAUCAUCGUGGCUUGCUGACAUUCAUCACCCGAGUGAGAGCCGGGCACACGUGAACUUGGGCAUUGGGAAGUUCUCCAAGAACAGGUUGGAUGGAACAGAUUCACAGUUUUUUCUGAGAAGGCGGCUAGACAACCAGGAACGUAGGG
Molecule: messenger RNA, 1831 nt
Organism: Dipodomys ordii (Ord's kangaroo rat)
Lineage: Eukaryota; Metazoa; Chordata; Mammalia; Rodentia; Heteromyidae
Gene: Clrn3
Product: clarin 3
Exons: 3
Coding region: 123-803 (226 amino acids)
Source: RefSeq, a predicted model, not a curated record